GUGAGAGCUGGAAAGGAGGGGGAGUAGUUUCACUUUGACAGAAAAUAUCAUGCAACAGUUAUUUCGUGAGAACGUUCGAAACAAAUGAAAGUUCUUGUUACGAAAGGCAGACAACUGUUAACGACAGUCGGUCGAUUAGGGUACACACAAAGGUUGUAGGACAAAUUUUACCUAGGGCUGUGAAAUCGAUAAUUUCUUCAGUGCCCAUCCUUUGUUUUAAAUCGUGAUAGAACCGUAUUCCUCGGAUAACUUGACAAACUGAUGUAUCAGUUUGAUAACACGAUUAUAUAAACGACAAGAUCAAAGUGCUACACCGAUGAAUCACGGAAAAUAUUGUGUUUCUAAUCUAACCUCUAAUCUAAUCUAAUCUAACCUCUUGCGUCGUGUACGCGAUAAACAUUAGAUUUUUCCCAGGACGUUGAUAUGUGAUGAACAGGGUGAAUUGUACAGCAUUUUUCUCGUCAAAUCAGAUUAUGAUACUUUAUUUCUCGACAUUAAAAAGCUUGCAUGACAAUCUCGAUUGGUUGUCGGAAAGAAAUCGAAUAACGGAGUAACGCUGAAUGAUCGGCGAAGAAUCGCUUCGAGUGUUUGCACGUCUUCGAUAAUGAUUCAGCAAAUCCGGACCUUAGAACAGCUUACUCGACAUUUUGCAUCGUGUUCCGGAUACCUAAGACAAAGAUAUUCGUUACACUACUAACAAGGGAAGAAUCCCAAGGCUUGAUUGAUUUCGAUAAAUAUUUCUGAGACGACGUGGUAUGUGGAUCUCUAACUAUGUAUGGAAAAUUAGGUGUAGAUAUUCGAUAAUUCAAAAGAUACAAACAUUUGAACUUUUAUACCUCUUUGACAUACCAUGACGGUUAACACGAUUCCUCGAAAUUCCAAUGGCGGAGUAAGCUAGCUGCGUGAUUUCUACGCAAAAGUCCUAGGAUUCUUUUUCUUCUCUUUUAUGUUUAUCGGAAUUUCCUUUGGGAUCCUUCCCUUGCGAGCGCUCAACGAUCAGCACUGUCCAAGAAUACGAAGCGACCACGCGGACGAUAGUUGCGUCGAAGGAUAAACGCCCGCGAUUCGUUCAAUCGAGUCCGUGCAUCGAGACACGACAGCGUUGCGCAACCAAGUGAUUUACAAGAGUAAACGAUUUAGAAAAGCGUGUCCCACUUUUCAUUGCAAAACUCGGACGAUCUUGAACUCUAUCGUUCGGUAAUGCAGCUCGCGGUCACUUGCCAGAUCGGAGAAUAAUAAACGUUCGGGUGUUCGACGGCGAGACGACACCUUUUCUAGGCUUCGUACAAAAUUAGUUGUUUGCACGAAUAAGCGAGACUCGGCGAGCGCCGCAAAUGAGGUUAACAAUUGCAACACGCCGUGAACCGGAUGCCAGGUACGCGCUUCUCCUCUCCACGGGUUAGACGACAAGCGAAUCGAUGUUUCGCUGGACAAUCUUCCUAUUGUCUCCGAUCAUCGGAAUACCAACGUGUCGAAUCGUUUCAACGAAUUACAGGAUAGCUCCGAAGCAGCUUCCGAUCGAAUCCAACCGCACGUUAGCGUGAGUUUAUAGCGACGUAGUUACCGUUAUCGAUGCGAGGGUGCGUUGCGGCUUCAGUUGCUCAGCUGUUUUGAAGAAUCGACGCAGCCUGGCAGCGAUUGUCCGUAGAACAGCGUGGAAUCGCUACUUUCACGUCCAAACGCAAACAGAUGUGGAGUGACUGUCCAAAUUUUUGACAUAUCUCGUCCAGUAUUCUCCGGAAAACGGCGAGUACCGUUUUUUUCCUUUUUUUUCCCAUUGGACUGCCACGGCGCGAUAAAAGGGCACGAUUUACGCGCGGUGUCGGAGGUUAGAAGGAUCGAAAAGGAAAACAAGAAAAUCGCCAUGAGCGAGCUCAGCCAGGAGGAAAUGAGGAGAAGGCGAAUGGCCCGUUUAGUUGGUUUGGACAACAUAUGUUCGGCAACCACCUCUAAUCACAAUGCCGACCCUAUUUCGCCGAGCACGCCGGGUCCAUCGAAGGCAUUUACAGGACAGAUGAUAUCUCCAUCGAAUCAGCAACAGUUUCAGAAUGCAGAGGUAGCGAUGGAAGUGGAAGAAAAUAACGAUAAACAGUCUGUUUCGGGAGUAGACGUGGAUUCCGGGAUUGAGAAUAUGGAAGUGGAGGAAUCGGACAGAAGAGACACAAAAUCGAGAUCUCGUACUACCAGUUCCAGCACAGAGGUGACUAUAGAACAAAUACAUUCUGUUGUUUCUCGGGUGUUGUGCAUAUCGUGGAAAGAACCGGCAGAGGGCACCAUAUUCCUUCCGCAAACGGCAUCGCAAAUAUCCAUGCAGAAACUCGUCGACGCCACAGAGAUUAUCAAUCAGGCACUGAUGGAGAUUUUGUGUAUGUUCACGCGAGGAGAAGAUCCUCUGAAGGAAAUUAAUGCGAAGAUCUCUUCGGAUAGGGAAGAUAGCCCCAACAGUCAAACGAGUCCUUUAUUAAGCCCAGUCGCGACACUUUGUCGUUGUGAUAUUUGUUGUAAUCCGUUUCAGCCUAAGAGUCUCACUUAUUUAUUAGAUUGUUAUUCAAGAGUCGCUGUCGAGGAACGAAAUCACCCAAAGAAAUCCAGUAUCCCGCCACUCUCCGACGUACUAGCUGUUCUGAGAGCACAGUGUGUUCAAUACUCCACUUUGGUGCUACAAGGCCUAGUGGGCAUUUCUCAAUCUUCAACAACACAUCCUUUAUCUGUGACGCUUCUUUUAUGUCCAGUGCUGUCGCAGAGUCUACCUCGAGGCUAUUUACACGAACUUGUGGCAAGGACACACACGAAUCGAAUAGUGUUUAAUAAAAUUUUUACACCGUUGUUGCAAGGCUUGUAUCUGUCUAUGCAAGCUAGUUUGGUGGGAAACGCGCAUCGAAGGCCGAUAGAGGCUUUGGAAGAAUUAAUAGAAAUCCGUUGCGGCCCGACUAGCAAUGUGCGUCCAAUUUGCCGUCUAAUCACUCGUCAGGUCCAAUUCUUGCCAGACAUCAUGACCUCGGCACCUGGCAGAGAAAUCACCAUAACGUCUUUCCUCGGACCAUUCUUGUCGGUGUCCGUUUUCGCCGAAGACCAGCCGAACGUAGCUGAAAAGUUCUUCAGUGGCAACCCGUUCGCCGACAAGUCCAUGAACUUGACGUUGCAGCAAGAAUUGGAGAGCACCAGAACGUCGCUGCAUAAAAUGCUGCACGCGAUUCUCGCGAACAGUAACUGCCGCGACAUCACGUUGGCGUAUUUAGCGACGUUGUUGCUUUACAACGAGAAGCGUGCUCAGAUACAAACGGAGGAGUUCUCCCUUGCCGGCGAUGGAUUCAUGCUGAAUUUACUGUCGGUGUUGCAAAUGCUCUCCGUGAAAAUCAAAUUAGACACCGUGGAUACUCUGUAUCCGUUUCACCCGUCGAGUUUCGUCGAAAUAAAGAAUGACACAAGGCUGAAGCUUUCAUCCCAAGAAGCGGCCGAAUGGGUGAAACACUUGGAGAGGACGCACAGGUGGGCCGAGCCUAAGUUUCCGACGCAAUGUUGGUUUAUCACUCUACACUGUCAUCACAUAGCGUUGCUACCAGCGUUGCAGAAGUAUCAGAGAAAAUUAAGGACUUUGCGUGAUGUGCAGAAAAUGCUAGACGACCUACAGGCAACUGAGCCACAAUGGAAAGACACAUUUUUUGCGGCGCGUAAUAAAGAAUUAAUAAAACGUUACAAAGAACAAUUAAAACAGCUUGGUAAAUCGAAAUCGUGCACCGACGCUGGACUGAUCGACCCUGUCUUAUUGAGGAGGUGCUUGCAUUUUUAUAUUUCCGUAGCGGAAGUUCUGUUAAGUAUAUUGACUGAAACUACACCCGGAAACCCCCUUCCCGACCUUCCUUUACCACAAGAGGUUCCACAAAAGUUCACUGCCCUGCCGGAAUGGUACGUCGAAGAUAUCGCGGAAUUUUUAUUGUUUACCCUUCAAUUUAGUCCUGGCGUGAUAACGAAUAACAUGGACAAUUCGCUCAUUACAUGGUUACUUGUCGUAGUAUGUACUCCACACUGUAUACGGAAUCCGUAUUUAAUAGCAAAAAUUAUCGAAGUACUGUUUGUGAUAAAUCCCAGUAUUCAGGGGCGAACCGAAUCGUUGCACGAUCAAGUUAUGGCGCAUCCCAUAUCGAAAACGCUAUUGGCAUCGUACCUCAUGAAGUUUUAUACCGACGUGGAGACGACUGGUUCUAGUUCCGAGUUUUACGACAAAUUCUCGAUUCGUUAUCAUAUUAGCUUAAUAUUAAAGUCCAUGUGGGACAGUCCGGUGCACAGGGAGUCGAUCAUUAACGAGAGCAAUAACGGCAAGCAAUUCGUCAAAUUCAUUAACAUGUUGAUGAACGACACCACGUUUCUGUUGGACGAAAGCCUGGAGUCGUUGAAGCGUAUACACGAGAUCCAAGAACUGAUGUCCGAUCUGAAAGCAUGGGCAGCUCUGUCGCCCGAACAGCAACAUUCGCGGAUGAGACAAUUGACGGCAGACGAGAGACAAGCAAGAUCCUAUUUGACUCUGGCCAAAGAGACGGUGGCUAUGUUUCAUUAUUUGACGGUGAACAUUACGGAGCCGUUUCUACGGCCGGAGUUGGUCGGAAGAUUAUGUGCCAUGUUGAACUUCAACCUGCAGCAACUGUGCGGCCCGAAGUGCAAGAACUUGAAGGUACGAAAACCACAGAAGUACGGAUGGGAACCGAGAGCUCUGCUUAGCCAGUUGGUCGAUAUAUAUUUGCACCUCGACUGCGACAAUUUUGCAGCUGCCUUGGCUAGCGACGAACGCUCGUUUUGCAAAGAAUUGUUCACGGACGCGGCGAACAGAUUGCAGAGAUCCGUUAUUAAAACCACCACAGAAAUCGAGAGAUUUAUAGCGCUCGCGGAACGCGCUGCAGUGAUCGCUAGAGAUAAUCGUGCCAGGGACGAGGAUUAUGGCGAUGCGCCCGAGGAAUUUCGAGAUCCACUCAUGGAUACUCUUAUGGAAGAACCUGUUAAACUGCCGUCUGGUAUCGUGAUGGAUAAAGCGGUCAUUAUCAGACACCUUCUCAACAGUGCUACAGAUCCAUUCAGUAGACAACCUCUCAGCGAAGAUAUGCUAAUGCCGAUGCCCGAGUUAAAAGAAAGGAUAUCUACAUGGAAACAACAAAAGAAAAAGUCGACAAAUAUAUAAAUUGUGAUUCGAUCGUGGCGUCCGCUUCAUAAAGACAUCACGAUAUUAGCUGAUGUUGUUACUACACGGUACAUCCCGCCAGCCUAUGAAUGAAUUAUUCUCGUGUGGUAAAUGAAUAUAGUGCAAUGAUCUCGCUACUGUGCAAAUAAUUGCGCUCGAUAAAUUUACGGUUUUUAUACAUUAAAAAAAAAAGAAAAGUUAAACAGACUGCAGCUAGGUAACAACUACCAUCAAUCGCUACUCCAA
This is a messenger RNA of Nomia melanderi (Alkali bee), 5416 nucleotides long. It is a transcript of the gene Ube4B, whose product is annotated as Ubiquitination factor E4B. Gene Ontology annotation, cellular component: nucleus; cytoplasm; ubiquitin ligase complex. Gene Ontology annotation, biological process: ERAD pathway; ubiquitin-dependent protein catabolic process; protein polyubiquitination. Gene Ontology annotation, molecular function: ubiquitin-ubiquitin ligase activity. The record is from RefSeq and is a predicted model, not a curated record. NCBI's taxonomy places the organism in Eukaryota, Metazoa, Arthropoda, Insecta, Hymenoptera, Halictidae.